This is a messenger RNA of Helicoverpa zea (corn earworm), 3306 nucleotides long. It is a transcript of the gene Srrm1, whose product is annotated as peptidyl-prolyl cis-trans isomerase G. Gene Ontology annotation, molecular function: RNA binding. NCBI's taxonomy places the organism in Eukaryota, Metazoa, Arthropoda, Insecta, Lepidoptera, Noctuidae. Gene Ontology annotation, biological process: regulation of mRNA splicing, via spliceosome; mRNA processing. Gene Ontology annotation, cellular component: spliceosomal complex. Bases 561 to 3131 code for a protein of 856 amino acids. The transcript is spliced from 12 exons. The record is from RefSeq and is a predicted model, not a curated record.
GUGGACAUGUCGAAGGUGAAGCUGGACGUGCUAAAGCCCUGGAUCACUCAGAAGAUCACAGAAAUUCUCAAGAUGGAAGAUGAUGUAGUCAUUGACUAUGUCAACAACCAGCUUGAAGAGAAGGUGCAAGUGGUAGAAGAGAGAAGAAAGAAAUCCGCGAGGCAUCGUCGUCAGGCGGCGCAGCGUAGCAGAGCUACGAAGCGGUCAGCGCGCGACGCCGCGUCUUCUCGCUGCCGGCGCGUCCUCGUUGCUGAUGCAGCUCCACCACUAAUGAACAUUUACAUUACAUGUACUUGCUACACUCGCUUCCUUACCCGAGUCAUUUCUCUGCCGGAUAGUUCAUUCUGACUGGAUCAUAACUUGGCGCUCUUAACGACUUUUCAAUUAUUUUUAUUUUCCUCAAGUUUUUUUUGUGAAACACAUUUAGUGGAACAAAAAUCCAUACUUUUAGGGGCAAAAAGGUAGGAUGUAAAAUAACGAUUUUGAUGAAGAUUAAUAAUACAAGAUCUUUUCUUUCCCGAUCCUGUUUCCUCGACUCCUAGUUCCCUUGUCCCAAGAAAAUGCAGAUCAACUUAACUGGAUUCUUGAAUGGGAAGAAUGCGCGACUCUUCAUGGGUGAGCUGUGGGAGCUGCUGCUGAGUGCUCAAGCCAGUGAAAAUGGAAUCCCGGAGACCUUCACACAGCAGAAAAAAGAAGAGAUUAAGAAAAGAAUGGAAGAACAGCAGAAGGACAAGGACAAAGACAAGGAUCGGCGCAGGUCGCGGUCUCGAUCGCGGUCUCGGCGUCGUUCCCGGGAGCGGCGGCGCUCGCGGACCAGGUCUCGCGACCGAUCUUCUGAUAGGAAACACCGCAACGGAGGCAGCCCGCGUCGCUCGAGGAGGCGUAGCCGCGAUAGAAGCAGCCAGUCGAAGUCUUCACAUGUCGAAGAUAAUAAAGCAGCUGAGCCUAAAGAAAAUGGAAAAUCUCCAGAGAAGAAAGAAGAACCGGAGGUUAAGGAGGAGGUCAACCACAACACGUCAAAUGACACAACUAAGGACGAGAGUAAAGAGAAUGUCCUCAAGGAAGAUAAAACUGAAGAUGAAGGACAGAAAUCUCGUUCUGCUUCACCUGAAAAGUCUGCCGGCGAUAAGCCUGCCGAAGAUAAACCAGCUGAGAAAGCCAGGCGCUCAUCUAGCGAAAGACGAUCCACGUCUGCAUCAUCACGUGGUAGUGCAAAGAAAAGAUCAUCGCAUAAGAAACGUCAGUAUCGCUCUAAUCGCGAUUCAUCGACGAGCGUCAGUCCCAGACGUAGUUCCCGCAGAGAAAGAAGCAAGUCUCGACGUCGCAGCAGCCGACGCCGGUCGUUGGAGCGCCGCGAGAGGGAACGUGAACGCGAGAGAGAGCGAGAAAGGGAACGCAGACGACGGGAAAGGGAGAGGAGAGAAAGGUCCCGCGAACGUCGUCGCUCUCUGGAGCGUCGCAGGCGGUCACGCUCGCGUUCACGCAGACGCGGUACCAGGGAGAGGUCUCGUGAUCGCCGACGUUCCCGGUCCCGCAGGCGCUCGGCGUCGCGGUCGCGGCGGCGCUCGGGGCGUCGCUCGCGCGACCGCCGCUCCCGCGACCGACGCUCUCGCGACAGGCGCUCCAGGGAUAGGUCUAGGGAGAGGAGGUCCAAGGAUCGCACCAAGGACAGAAGAUCGAGGGACAGGAAGUCACGUGAUAGAAGAUCAAGCGACCUAAUCAAGGAACGGUUGGAGAAGUCUGUCUCUAUUCCUCGUAAAGAAAACUUGGAGAAGCUGCAUAAAAAGUCAUCUGAACGAGUAUCACUGCCGCGCGAGCAGUCUAAAGAACGAGCUGUAUCUAGUUCGAGUAGGGAAUCUUCUGUCGCCAAUGAAAAACCGGUUCCGACAAACGAUGAGCAGGCUAAACCAGCACAAUCAUCUGACGACGAAGAAAGAGAAGACAUCAUUGCUAUUCCAACCUUACGUGAAUUUUCUAAGAGUUUAUCUCGGACCCCAUCUCCUUUCUUAAGAAAACAUGAAAUUGAACAUAAGAAAUCGGAUAGGUCUGGCGAUGAUGCAUCUGUGAAAGAACAGAAUGAUGAGGAGUCUAAGCCUCGAGAAGUGAAGAAAGGAAAACGCAAAACUCAACAAUCUGAAUCAGAAAGCGAAAGUAGUGAAGAAGUACCUAAAAGCAAGGCUAAGCCAAAGGUCAAACGCAAAGAUAAAGCCACUUCCAAAAAGACAAAGAAACCCAAAAAAGAAAGCUCAUCAAGUGAAAGUGACUCCGAAGAUAGUUCGUCAAGUGAUUCUGAAGAUGAUAGGAAGAAGAAGAGCAAAAAGACUGCUAAGAAGAAGUUGGCAAAGAAGUCACGUAAGAAAAGAGCCCGUUCCUCUAGUUCGGAGUCAAGUUCGGAAGAAGAAGUCAAACAUAAGAGCUCGAAAUCUAAGCAAAAGAACAUUCCAGAAGAAUCUGAUGGGGAUAAAAAGUCAAAGAAACGUAACAAAGAUACCACCCUUGAUCACUCUAGGUCAGAAAAGAGUGACAGUAAGCAAAGCAAGUCUAAGAAAAUUGAGAAUUCUGAUGACUCGCGUGAUGACAGUUCCGACAGUGAUGAGAAGUCUAGCAAGAAGAAAGUUGUUAAACGCGAUACAAGUUCUGAGAAGGAAACAAGACGGUCAAAGAAACUGGACGCAUCUAAAGAACGUGCUGUUUCACCUGAAGGCGUUAAAAGUAGGAAAGCAGAAGAGAAAGUUGUGAAAUCGAAGCAUUCAGAGGAAGUAAAAUCUAAGUCACGUGAUGAUACUGAAAAGAAAGCUAAGAAACGUGAAAAAGAAGAAUCUUCUUCAGACAGUGAUCAGGUAUCAAAGAAGAAGGCUAGGAAGAAGGUAUCUGAUUCAGAAUCGGAAUCCGACAGUGAUGAACCUAAGAAGUCUAAAAAAGCUAAAAAGCAUAAGAAACAUUCUAAGAAGCAUAAAAAACACAAGAAACAUAAGAAGGCUUCAAAGAAGAAGGAUGACUCUUCAGACAGUGACGAAGCUGAAGAGGAAGAAGAGGAAGGCAAGGUGAAUAACGAAGAUUUAGAAAAAAAACUUCGUGAAAGAGCGUUGAAAUCGAUGAAAAAACAAACGAGUGUUUCAGGGUCAGACUAACCCAUAUUUUUUUGUCCACCGCGCUUACAAAACUGACUUUUUGAAGGAGGUUCAGUGGCUUAGAAUAAUUGUCUUAUUUUACGGUAUGUUACGAUUUUAAACAUGAAAUAGCAUGUAUGAUUUUAAUUAAGAUUACGUGUAUGUCACACUGUUAGUAAUAAAGUUUUAAAUUGUG